AUGACUACGAGUUGCUCCACAUUCGCCCCGGUUGCCGACAUCCUCAUCAACACGGCCGUCGUGAUUUUUGUCUCAGACACUGUCUUGCGUUGGCUUCAAGGGGACGCUGAAAUCGACAAGAUUGAAGUGCCGGCCGGCGUUGACAGCAAUUUCGACUUCUUUUUUAAACCCCUGAUGAAGAAGAUGACACCGGAAUUGGGAUUGAUCGAUCGAACAUAUGACGGAAUGGAGCUCAUUUUAAGGACUAGCGAUGGGCAAGCUCUCAUCACAUAUUUGGAUAAGCGGGACGGCGCGUUGGUGCUAAUCAGAUGUGAAUACAAUUUUAGGCGAGGUCGCUGCCUUGGAAGUUACGAACGAAAUCAUGAGGCGCUGAACAGGAUUCGUAUUUUGUUGAGCGAAUGGCAAAUCUGCGAAGAGCGCUGGCCGGGCCUGAUCGUCGAACUUCCGGAGAAGUUGAAGGAGGAAUGCAUCGAGUUCAACGAGUACAACAAGGGCGCUACGGAAAUGGACUUGAUGACGGAUGCGAUUUGGCGUCCAAUAGCGAAGCGACGUUCGCCGUGGGGAUGCUACGGAAACGCGACAUUUCGGGAUGCCACUUUUCCGUUAGAACUUGCCGUUCGUCACGCCUACCAAUUCACAAAAGCGUUCGAAGAGAGAGGUGUACUCCCAGAUGUCGAUGAAUUCAAACCAGCUAAAGAAGCAGAAAUCGUCACACGGAAUGCGAUAUCG
Molecule: messenger RNA, 729 nt
Organism: Mesorhabditis spiculigera
Lineage: Eukaryota; Metazoa; Nematoda; Chromadorea; Rhabditida; Rhabditidae
Source: the annotation of a GenBank genome assembly